AUGGCAGAGAAACAGAGCUAUGGUGUUGACAUAGCCGCAAAAUACCGGCUAGAGAACGCACGCGACGAGGACCGACAAGAAGAUACGGAUGAUCCUCCGGAGGAACACCGACCGAACCGAAACUUCAGCAAAAAGUCAUUUUUUGCCUGGUUCGACAGAAACGAUGGACCCUUGGAGCGAAAAGUGAUACUGAAGCUUGACUUUUUCAUUCUGACAUAUGCUUUCGUGGGCUUCUGGAUUUUAUACAUCGAUAGAGGAAUCCUGACCAAUGCGUACAUCAGUGGCAUGCGAGAAGCGUAG
Molecule: messenger RNA, 300 nt
Organism: Colletotrichum siamense
Lineage: Eukaryota; Fungi; Ascomycota; Sordariomycetes; Glomerellales; Glomerellaceae
Product: Pantothenate transporter liz1
Exons: 3
Coding region: 1-300 (99 amino acids)
Source: RefSeq, a predicted model, not a curated record